AUGACAUUAAGCACGGAAGGAGUAGAUUAAGAUAAAAACAAAUUGCUUAAAGUGGUAAUUUAGACAUUGAGCUAUUAAAAGGAAGAUAGAAAUUCAGAAGAUAUACAGAUAUUAAAAGAGUAUUUCAAAAAUUUUAAGAUAUUUAAAGAUAUAGAAAAUUAACUUCCAUAAGUGUAGUAUAAUUUGCUUUUUGGAGAGCUUAAACUUGAAUAUCAUAAAAAGCAUAAGGCUAUAUUCCGUUAUGGUGACGCUUGCUAUAAAUACUAUAUUUUACUUUCUGGUAGUGCUUACUUAUUAAAGCCUACUUCUUAAAUAAAUGAAGAGGAAUAAAUUGGUUAGGAAAAAUUCAAAUCAAUUAGUGAUGAAUAGCAAAAGGACAUUCAAUCUAUUAUAGAAAAUUACCCAAAUAAGGCUUUAGUUGAUAUUAUAACAAGUGAUCACUAAAUUGAAGGAUAAGUACUCAAUCAGAAAGUUGCAAGAAAUUCAGCACUUGUUUGUUGUGAAAAUACUUAUGUAGCUUCAUUAAAUUCAGAUGCCUAUCAUUUUAUUGUUGAAAAGUAUUUUUCAAACUAAUUGCAAGAGAAAAUUGAAUUUUUAAGAAAAUUUCCUUUUCUUUAGAUUUGGAGUAAUGCUCAUCUUUCCAAUUUGCUAUAAACAAUAAAAGUUUGUGAGUAUAUCAAAAAUUAAAUUGUUUACACCAAGAAUGAUCCAAUUUAGUAUAUAUACUUGAUAAAAUCAGGAGAAUUUGAAAUAGUUUAAGAUAUUCAAGCUGACUACGAAGAGCCAGAAUAACCUAUGGAAUGUUAUAAGUAGAGCAUUGAAGAGUUUUAUGAAAGCUUUAAUAUGCUUAACUUGCAAUUUAAGAGGACCAAAAAGAAAGAAAUCCAAAAAAAAUAAAAAAUUGUUUUGCUAAGCUCUGGUUAAAGUUUUGGAUUAAGUGAAGUUGCAUAACAUGAGUAAAAGAGACAAGAAACUGCUAUUUGUACAAGUAUAAAGGCGGAAGUUUAUCUGUUAGAUAAAUAAGUUUAUUUAAAUAGUAUCAAAGAUAAAAAUAAUAAUGAAUUGGCAAAGGAGUAUUGCUUAAAAUAGUAAUGGAGGAAUCAAUACUUAGAAAACUCUAAAAACCUAUUUUAGUAAUUAGAAUAUAGGAAGUAUAGUAUCUAAACAAAUAGAUCUCUUAGAUAAAUAAAAGGGUUACUAGAGCUAGGAAUAGAUGUAAAUCAAGAAAAUGACUAAGUAAAUUAAAAGUCUUCCAAUUAGAUAAAUUCAAAAUAUAUAAGUGCUCUUUAGACUCCAACUAAUUCAGAAACUCAGGUAAAAAUAAAAGGAUUUUCUAGUCAUUGUCAUCAUGAUGAAUCACCAAAGUAGUAUUUCCAUGUAAAAACUGAAUUAAGUCGUGAAGAAAAACUUUCUGAGCAAAACUCUCUUUCUCCUAGAUUUGAGAUUGAUUAUUUGUAAGAAAAUAAUAAAGAUGAGUUCAAGAAUAAUCAAAUGGAGAUUAAGAGCAUGCCAACUAAAAUUAUAAAAAAUAAUAUUUCUUCUCAAAAAUCAAUUAAGCAAUUCGCAAACCUUUUAAACAAAAGCAUAGAAGAAAAAGGAAAGCAGAAUAGUAGUAAGUAAUAAGCAAAUAUCACUUUUAGUAACUUAUCCAAUUAAAAAAGCUAAAAAGCUAUACUCUCUACCAUACUUAAAAGUAUGACUAAUAAAUCCCAAUCCAAUUCAAAAAAAGAUGGAGGAUUUUUUUCUGGAUUAAGAAUUAGUGAAUUCAAUUCUCUAUAGAAAAGCAAGUAAUAGAAUUCAAAAGAAGAGCUGACCUAAAAGUUUGAAAGUGAGUCUAAUCUUUUAAAGAAUAUGGCAACAUCUCCAAAAAACUUUUAUGAAGAAGAACUGAUGAAUAGAUUGACUAUUAAUAUGAAUGAAUAGCAACUUAAAAAAAAAAAUAAAUAAGCUGAAAUGUUAAAACAACAGAUACAAGUAUAAAAUGAGUAGAAAAAGAUAAAAGGUUAAGAAGAUAAAAAUAAAAUAAAAUUACAAAUAAAGGAAUUAAGUAAAACCUAGACAACUUUGACUGGCAGAGAAAAAAAUGGGCAUAAAAAGAUAUCUUAAAGUCCUAAAAAAAUAACUUUCAAAGUAAAGAAGCAGUGUUUAGAAGCAAUUAGAUCGGAUAAACUUGAUUCUGCAAAUUCUCUUGAUUUAAACUAGUUGUUUCAUACUUCAGACUUAAAGGAUAGAUUUUAAUAAAUGGUCUAAAUAGAAAACUAAAUGAGUGAAUAGUAUAGUAAAAUUUAAUCUAAUUAGAAUAUUGAUUAAGAAUAAAAAAGUAAAGAUAAUUUACCUUCGUCUUAGUCACUAAAAUGUUUCGAAAAAGAUUUUAAAGAUGCUUAAUAAUUAGUAAACAAAAGACUAUCCAUAGAUUCACUAUCGUAAAAAUAAUAUUUUGAGAACAUCAAAAAGGCUUUAAAUAUCAAUCGAUAGCAAGUUUUUAAGAAUCAAAUAAUAAAAAGAAUGUCUAUACAACCACCUCCUUCCAUACCGAUUUAUAUGACUUUAACAAGUUCAUCUCGAUAAGCACCUUCAACACCUAAGAGCACAAAUUCUAAGUAAAGAUUAAGCAUAUUUUUUCCAACUCCUAAACAUUCUGAGAGUAACAAUUAAGGUUUAUAUUUUGGUAAUUAAUCAUGCUAAUAUGAAAACUAUUAAUUAUAAGAAUAAAAUCAAACAAAUUAAAUCAAGAAAUCUGAUCAUGAAAAAAGCUUAACUCAGAGAAAAAAUGAAGAUAUUUUCUAGUAUCUGAUUCAUAGAGAAAAUGUAUAUACAAAAAAUGAGAGUCAAAACAAUGAAAGAUAAUUAAAUGAAUAAUAAAUUCUUGAGAUAUAAAAUGCUGGAAAGAAUAGAUAAGAUAAAUAAAUAUAGACAAGUGAGUAAAAACUAAGAACUAAAAUGGAAGAUUUGUGUCAAAUAUCUUAAAUAAAUGAAGUAAGCGAUUAAAUGAGCAAUAAUGAUAAUAUAAAUAUCUCUUUAAAUAAAUUUCCUUCUAAAUAAUAUAUCAAUCUGUAAAUAAAAAGUCCCAAAAAUAGAUUUGUUACUUCAAGCUCUUUGAAUUAAAAACAAUGUGAUAACAAAGGAAAUAAUUCACCAAAUUCAAAUAAAAAUAAAAAGAAACCAUUUAUUAUUGAUUAUAAUUUUGUUGAUAGCUCUGGUUCAUCAAGAUAUAGUAAAGUAUAACCCAAAUUAAAUUUAGAUUUUAGUUCAUAUACAUCAAGACACACCACACAUCUAGAAAACACUAAAAAUUAAUAAAAUAAUAUUUGUAAACCGAAGUACAAAAAAUAAUUGCAUAUAGAUUGUGAAGAUAAAACUCCAAAUUCCCAACAACAAAAAACACCAACUCCUUCUAAAGCUUUAAAUUCUUAAGCUAAUGAAUCAAAUUCUAAUAGCAUAUAUCAAUAAAUUAAAUAAGAAACAGAUUAGAGUAAGACACCAAUAAAUAACACAGUAGUAUAAUUCGAAUAGAGUACUCGUAUUUCUCCAUUUAAUGGAGCUAAAUCUUAAGUGAUAACUGGUGGAUUUAGCAACAAAUCUACUGCUUCAUCAUCUCGCCCUCAUUUAUUCAAAAAAGAUGUAAUUGAAUAAUAGAUAUAAUAAAGCAGACCUACUUCAAAACAAAAUUAAAAAAUAUUUUUAUUUGAGCUCCUCAAUAAAAAUUAAUACUAAAAUGGGGAUCCAAUCAAAACACAAAAUAAUGUCUUACCAUAAGAAAUACCUCUUUAGCCAUAUUAAAAAUAGUUAUAUAAAUUUCAAGAAUCAUACUACAAAUCUCCGAUCAACAAAUCAAUAAUAACAGCAUAUUCUUAACGAAAUUUGGUAUUUAAAACAAUUUAAAAAGAGCAAAACAAGUCCUUAAAAGAUAAUUGUUGCUAAGGUAAUUCAAUAAUAUUAUAAAAAAAUGCUAAAAGUCCAACUGUUAAUUUAUCAUAAAUAGUGUAUACAAAAGUUUGA
Molecule: messenger RNA, 3999 nt
Organism: Tetrahymena thermophila SB210
Lineage: Eukaryota; Ciliophora; Oligohymenophorea; Hymenostomatida; Tetrahymenidae
Product: cyclic nucleotide-binding domain protein
Exons: 7
Source: RefSeq, a predicted model, not a curated record